Messenger RNA from Sebastes umbrosus (honeycomb rockfish), 2333 nucleotides. It is a transcript of the gene serpini1, whose product is annotated as serpin peptidase inhibitor, clade I (neuroserpin), member 1. The record is from RefSeq and is a predicted model, not a curated record. The transcript has 10 exons. NCBI's taxonomy places the organism in Eukaryota, Metazoa, Chordata, Actinopteri, Perciformes, Sebastidae. Gene Ontology annotation, molecular function: serine-type endopeptidase inhibitor activity. The coding region runs from base 246 to 1499 and encodes 417 amino acids. Gene Ontology annotation, biological process: negative regulation of endopeptidase activity.
UAACAUUACUGCCAAGCAGACGGAAGCAGGAAGGAGAUAUAUAUCUUUCGCUUCAACAUCGCUACUCUUUGGUCGCCGUUCAUUGGACCAAUCGGUAUCGAGGUGGGCGUGGUCUGCGGCAAAUGAAGAAGCAGCGAGCUGCGGCUGCUGGAGGAGAGAGAGCAGCAGAGAGAGAGAGAGAGACCGCACACAUCCAUCCAUCAUAUACCUAACACCGUUUAUCGCUGUCUGUGGUCCGUGCUGCGAUGUUGAUCCUGGACGUUUUCUCACCGCUCCUCCUCCUCCUCUCCAUCCUGUUGCCGCGCUACGGUUGCUGGGCGGCGGACAUUCCGGAGGACACAACAUCAGAGUUCUCGGUCAGACUGUACCACCAGCUGCAGGCGGCGGGGGAUCAGGAUAACAUCAUCUUCUCCCCGCUGAGUGUGGCUGUGGCCCUUGGCAUGGUGGAGCUGGGAGCCAGGGGGCCGUCACUGGAGGAGAUACGACAGGCUGUAGGAUUCAGCCAUCUGCUGCCAGGCGUAGAGUUCUCUUUGCUCCAGAACCUGACGGCGGCGCUGUCGGACGAUGAUACUCACUACGUGAUCCGAUUCGCCAACAGCCUUUUCCUGCAGGAAGGCGUCACCUUUAACCCUGAGUUCCUUCACCUGAUGAGGAAGUACUUCCGGGCUGACGUGGAAACGGUAGACUUCAGCGAAUCGGCAGCCGUGGCCGACCAGAUCAACAGCUGGGUGGAGAAUCAUACUGAGAGUAAGAUCCGUGAGCUGCUAUCAGCCGAGGACUUCAGCAGCGUGACCCGCCUGACCCUGGUGAACGCCGUCUACUUCAGAGGCUCCUGGAAAAACCAGUUCAGACCAGAGAACACCAGAACCUUCUCCUUCAGCAGAGAUGACGGCUCUGAAGUCCAGACGCUCAUGAUGUACCAACAGGGAGACUUCUACUACGGUGAGUUCAGCGACGGCUCACAGGAAGCCGGCGGUGUGUACCAGGUGUUGGAGAUGCCCUACGAGGGGGAGGACAUGUCCAUGAUGAUCGUUCUGCCUCGGCAGGAGGUGCCACUGGCUUCCCUGGAGCCCAUCAUCAAAGCCCAGCUGCUGGAGGAGUGGGCGAACAAUGUCAAACGGCAGAAGGUGGAGGUCUACCUACCCAGGUUCAAAGUGGAGCAGAAGAUCGACCUGAGGAGCACUCUGCAGGAACUAGGAAUAAAGAACAUCUUCACCAACGAUGCUGAUCUCUCCGCCAUGACAGAUGGUAAAGACCUGUAUAUCGGGAAGGCCGUGCAGAAAGCGUACCUGGAUGUGACUGAGGAGGGGGCAGAGGGAGCCGUUGGGUCAGGAAUGAUCGCCCUGACCAGGACUCUGGUGCUGUACCCGCAGGUCAUGGCCGAUCACCCGUUCUUCUUUGUCAUUAGAAACCGGAAGACAGGGUCCAUCCUCUUCAUGGGCAGAGUCAUGACCCCUGAAGUCAUCGAGCCCAACGACCACGACUUUGACUCCAUGUAACCGUGGCGUCUCAAUCUCAAAACCCUGACGUCAUAAGCGCUACCUAUCGCCAUCUUCAGCUGUGUUUUAUACUCUUAAAAAAAAAAGAAAAUACAAACUGAAUAUUAUACGAUAUAUUAUAUAUUGAAAUAUGACAUACGACAUAUAAUGUGACUGUGUUUUGAUACUGGAAGCUUUAAAACUCCUGGAUACAGACAUGCAGAAAGAGGAAGUUGUACAUAUUCUCUGGUACAGGAUGGUUUGUAUAUGAGAAAGAAGAACACAUGAUAUGUAAUCCACGCACAACCCCUUUAAGUUCAGCAGCUUCGCGCUCACUUGCGCCCACACAAACGACGCACAAAAACAGUUUCUCUCUACUUCUUCUAAAAAAUAUUUACCCUUUCUUACUCCAGAUACACUGUAAGUUUCACACUUUAAUUCUAUCCCUGUACAUUUGACAUUGUGUUCUAUAUAUACAUAUAUAUACUCAGUAUUUAUUGCAGAAUAAACAUGUGCGAACAUUUUGUCCCUAUAAGAUGAAUCUUAGUAAUAUAUCUGUUCCAGACAGUAUUCUAGUCAUUUUUUACAGUGUAGGCACAUGGCUAAACUGCUGAUGAACUAAUAUGCCUUAUCACAUCUGAGUGGUUGAUCAAGCCCCAGCUGGGCAUCUCACAGGUGAGCAGAGGGGACUGCGUAACUAAGGCGGGUUGCUAUAGAGACGGACUGGAGCAUGCAGGCGCACUGAAAAAGAUCUGCUGCACCGUUUUGGAUGUACAUACAGGGAGAAACAGUAACACCAGCUGUAUUCAGUCUUUUACUCAAUAAAAACAUGAAUGUGUUCCCAUUUAAAAAAAA